This is a messenger RNA of Pan troglodytes (chimpanzee), 690 nucleotides long. RefSeq names its product small ribosomal subunit protein uS5-like. The transcript has a single exon. Gene Ontology annotation, molecular function: RNA binding; structural constituent of ribosome. Gene Ontology annotation, cellular component: ribosome; cytosolic small ribosomal subunit. Bases 16 to 690 code for a protein of 224 amino acids. NCBI's taxonomy places the organism in Eukaryota, Metazoa, Chordata, Mammalia, Primates, Hominidae. Gene Ontology annotation, biological process: translation. The record is from RefSeq and is a predicted model, not a curated record.
AAGGAUAAGGAGUGGAUGCCUGUCACCAAGCUGGGCUGCUUGGUUAAGGACAUAAAGAUCAAGUCCCUGGAGAACUAUCUCUUCUCCCUGCCCAUCAAGGAAUCUGAGAUCACUGACUUUUUCCUGGGGGCCUCUCUCAAGGAUGAGGUGUUGAAGAUUAUACCAGUGCAGAAGCAGACCCACACUGGCCAGUUGAAAAGGUUCAAGGCGUUUGUUGCCAUCGGGGACUACAAUGGCCACGUCGGUCUGGGUGUUAAGUGCUCCAAGGAGGUGGCCACUGCCACCUGCGGGGCCAUCAUCCUGGCCAAGCUCUCCAUUCUCCCUGUGCACAGAGGCUACUGGGGGAACAAGAUCCACAAGCCCCACACCGUUCCUUGCAAGGUGACAGGCCACUGCAGCUCUGUGCUGGUGCACCUCAUCCCUGCGCCCAAGGGCACUGGCAUCGUCUCAGCCCCUGUGCCCAAGAAGCUGCUCAUGAUGGCUGGUAUUGAUGACUGCUACACCUCAGCCAGGGGCUGCACUGCCACCCUGGGCAACUUCGCCAAGGCCACCUUUGAUGCCAUCUCUAAGACCUACAGCUACCUGACCCCUGACCUCUGGAAGGAGACGGGAUUCACCAAGUCUCCCUAUCAGGAAUUCACUGACCACCUCAUCAAGACACACACCAGAGUCUCUGUGCAGAGGACGUAG